AUGUUGUGCUACGUGGCUGGGGAGAGCGCUUUUCCGGCAGAGCAUUUUGCUUUUUCGAAUCACAAAUUCCUCCAUGACCAAACGACAAACUCUGUCGUCGUUCUCAGGCCCGUCCAUGAUGUGUUUCUUUCGAGAGCGAAGCGUCGAAACCAAACCCACAAGGUUAACGCCACUCACCCUGGGCCUGAACGAAUCAAGACAGGCGGAAUGAAGGCCGAGCAGUCGCAAGUGGCAGCACACUGGGCGAUUGACUGGUGGUUGCAGCGGCCACGUAUCUUGAGGCCAAAACAGACGCCAUCGAAGAUCCAUGGAUGCCAAGAAGCGUCGUCGGUUCUCCUCCUCACGGCUGUCAUUCCAACCUCCUCCUCCCAUCAUCGCUCCUCACCUGAUAUUGGCCAGGCCGUGAAGGAGCUCUACUCUUCGGGACUCCUGACGAGCAAAAUUCUUGCUUCUGGGCUCUCCAUCGCCUCGAAGGAAACUGAAAGCUCACAGCCUCCGCUGCCAACCCAGCUGAGUAACGGGAUUAUCACCGCGAUAUCAAUCCGGCGAUAA
Uncinocarpus reesii 1704 is the source of this 552-nucleotide messenger RNA. RefSeq lists its product as uncharacterized. Bases 1 to 552 code for a protein of 183 amino acids. NCBI's taxonomy places the organism in Eukaryota, Fungi, Ascomycota, Eurotiomycetes, Onygenales, Onygenaceae. The record is from RefSeq and is a predicted model, not a curated record. The transcript has a single exon.